ACUUUAGGCUCAGAAUCGCGUGUGCAGUCCUCUGAUUGGCUGAGAGCUGCAGCAGCUGAACAAAGCGUAGCCCGCUGCUGCUGCUGCUUGCUCAAGAAUCAGGUCUCCGGAUCUGUCGCUGCCUACAGGGUCAGUGAAGAACCACAAUGCAGGCUCAGGAAGUCCUGAGACAGCUGCGGAUUCCCGAGCUGGAUGAUCUUAGGCAGUAUGUCCGCAGCUUACCCACCAACACGCUCAUGGGCAUGGGGGCCUUCGCUGCAAUCACCACAUACUGGUUCGCCACCCGGCCAAAAGCCCUCAAACCACCGUGUGACCUCGGGCUGCAGUCAGUGGAAAUGCCUGGAGGAGAACGUGCACGGAGGUCGGUGUUGAACGACAACAACGAGCAUAUGACGCACUUCUACAGCGAUGCACGCACGAUAUAUGAGGUGUUCCUACGAGGGCUCAGAGUAUCAAAUGACGGUCCUUGUCUGGGAUCGAGGAAACCCAACCAGUCGUAUGAGUGGCAGUCGUAUAGUGAGGUGAUAGACAGAGCGGAGCACAUCGGCUCGGCUCUGCUCCACCGAGGACACUCCCACUCAGGAGACAAAUACAUCGGCAUUUUCUCCCAGAACAGACCAGAGUGGACCAUAUCAGAGCUGGCCUGUUAUACAUACUCCAUGGUGGCGGUCCCACUGUACGACACACUCGGCACAGAGGCCAUCGGAUAUGUUAUCGACAAAGCUUCUAUCGCGACUGUGAUCUGCGACAUCCCUGAAAAAGCCGUGAUGAUUCUGGACUGUGUCAAAGGUCAAGGAAAAACGGUGAAGACGAUUGUGCUCAUCGAGGCAUUCGACAGCGAGCUAGUGACCCUUGGAAAAGAAAAUGGGAUUGAAAUUCUGAGUUUGAAAGCGUUUGAGGCCUUAGGUGAAGCACACCACCAGAAACCACUGCCUCCUACACCAGAUGACCUCGCACUUGUCUGCUUUACAUCAGGAACCACAGGAAAUCCAAAAGGUGCAAUGCUUACUCACGGGAAUGUAAUCUCCAACACUGCCGCUUUCAUUAAAAUAACACAGGUACACUGCAUGCUGGACCUCCAUGACAUUCAUGUGUCCUCUCCCCUAGCUCACAUGUUUGAGAGGGUUGUACAGGGUGUCAUCCUCAUCCAUGGGGCUCGAAUUGGGUAUUUCCAAGGUGACAUUCGACUUCUGAUGGAUGAUUUGAAAACACUGCAGCCGCAGUCCUUUCCUGUGGUCCCACGUCUCCUCAACCCGCAUGUUUUUUCUUCCCCACAGGUAUUCAGUCAAGCCAACACACCUCUGAAGAAAUGGCUGCUGGACUUUGCGUUCAGAAGGAAGGAAGCAGACCUUAAAGUGGUGUGGUCCAGAAGGGACAGCUUUUGGGACACACUUAUCUUCAAAAAGCUACAGGCGAGUUUGGGUGGCCGUGUUAGACUCAUGAUCACAGGAGCAGCACCGGUUUCUCCGACUAUCCUGACGUUUCUACGAGCUGCACUGGGCUGUCAGUUUUAUGAAGGCUACGGUCAGACUGAAUGUACAGCCGGCUGCUCCAUGUCGAUGCCUGGGGACUGGAAAGCAGGUCACGUUGGACCCCCUCUACCCUGCAAUGCUGUUAAACUGGUUGAUGUGGCCGAAAUGAACUAUCUGGCAGCCAAUGGAGAGGGAGAGAUAUGUGUCAAAGGACCAAAUGUAUUCAAAGGAUACCUGAAGGAUGCUGAGAAAACCGCAGAGGCGAUCGACGAGGACGGCUGGCUGCACACAGGAGACAUUGGGAAAUGGCUUCCCAAUGGAACUUUAAAGAUCACAGACAGAAAAAAGCACAUUUUCAAGCUGGCACAAGGAGAAUACAUCGCUCCGGAGAGAAUAGAAACAGUCUACAGUCUCAGCGAUCCAGUGGCUCAGAUUUUUGUUCACGGUGACAGCUUACAGGCUUGCCUGGUGGGGAUAGUGGUACCUGAUCCGGACUUUUUACCUCUUUGGAUAAAGAAAAAAGGAGUCGAAGGAUCCUACUCUGAGCUGUGCACAAAUCCGGAUGUAAAGACUGCCAUACUGGAGGACCUCCUGAGGCUGGGGAAAGAAGGAGGGCUCAAGUCUUUUGAGCAGGUGAGAGCUAUUGCGAUACAUCCAGAGUUGUUUUCUGUCCAAAACGGCUUGCUGACGCCCACUUUGAAGGCCAAGAGGGAUGAGCUUCGGAGGCGCUUCAGAGGGAUGAUAGAUGAACUUUAUGCCAAAAUCAAGAUGUAAGCUGGAAGCAAGGACCGCUUUUUAGAAAGAGACAAUCGUUUAGAGCACACAGAACAGAGGAGCAGGGAGGUUUCUCUCAAUUGUCAUACCAGAAGAGUUGUAUGGGGGUUGCCUUCAAAACAAAACAAGAAAAAGCUAAUACCCCCAGUUUGAAGUAUAUAUUGUCCCUCAUUCAUCUAGAAAUUGUGCCACUAAUUUUGUUUGUGCUAGCACUGACUCAAUAUUGCAGAUCAUGUCAUCUUUGUGACUGGUAUAAAUUGUUCAAGGUUAAAAAAAAACACAAGACUCCAGCCUGAACUGCCUUAACUUUCCGUGUGACUGAGUACUCCACAGUCAGAAAGGUCCAGCAAAAGAUAUUUGCAAAUUUUUAUUCUUGAGUGCUGCAAAAUGGAUAUCUUAUAAACUCGCUUUGACAACAGUGACAAAUAUUGAGUAUUUAUAUACCAGACUAUUUAAUGUUUUGGCCAUGUAUUUAAGAUGAUAUUUAAUGUAAUCAAUAAACCUGUAAAUAGUGUAUCUGCUGAAAAGUCUACUUGUAUGCAGAGUAUCGUGCCCAUUCCCAUGUUUUAAGUGCUGUUGGCUAAAGGAGAGAUAAACCUGUUUGGAUGCACAAUUUAAGUGAUAGCCUCUUUGGGAAUCUUGUUGCUUGACAGAUUGUUUUUGUGCCUUCUUUGGUUUUGUCUGUUUUCUUUUAAUACUGCAUGAAAAAUCUUGAAUGUUGCUGUAGAUGCAGUUCUGACAUUUUUAAGUUCCCCAUUUCAGUGCCACAGUUUGCAGGAUUAAGCUGCACACUGUCAUUUGUAUAAUGCACAACACGAGUAUUCAGGGUAAAUAUUAUUGGAACUGUGGUAUCACGGUUCAUGUUAAGUCUUUCAAAUUUAAUUCCGUGUCCUCGUCAACUUUUCACAUUUGAUUUUCACCAACGGUCCUUGAAAAGUCUUGACGUUAAACGGAGAAGCAAUUAAGCUGUUUAACAAAACAGUUUUGACUUAAUUAUGAUCAUUAAACACAGCUAAUCAUGUCAAAGCUUCAUUGACAUUUCAAGCCAUGAUGUUUUUUUUAACUCUUAGGGUAUGAAAAGAUGAAGGUGCAUUUUUGUGCUGCAGUUACCAGUACAGUAUCUUUAUUUGUCCACUGUACCAAAUAAAUACUUUGAACAAAC
This is a messenger RNA of Notolabrus celidotus (New Zealand spotty), 3408 nucleotides long. It is a transcript of the gene acsl1a, whose product is annotated as acyl-CoA synthetase long chain family member 1a. Gene Ontology annotation, molecular function: arachidonate-CoA ligase activity. The record is from RefSeq and is a predicted model, not a curated record. NCBI's taxonomy places the organism in Eukaryota, Metazoa, Chordata, Actinopteri, Labriformes, Labridae. Gene Ontology annotation, biological process: long-chain fatty-acyl-CoA biosynthetic process; long-chain fatty acid metabolic process; very long-chain fatty acid metabolic process. Gene Ontology annotation, cellular component: membrane; endoplasmic reticulum.